AUGGGUUCUUCAAAGAAACACAAGGAAAAGAGCCGCGAUAAGGAGGCAGAGGACCGCCGUCGCGAGCACAAGAAACAUCGCCACAAGGACCGAGAAGGUUCAGAACGAGAUGGAACAAGGGAUAAAGACAAACGAAAACGCUCCAGAUCUAGGGAGAAAAGCAGACGAGACAGUCGCAGCAAAGGUGAAAGAGGCAGCGGGGAGCCACGUGUAAAGAAGGAGAAAGUUGAUCAUGGAUAUGAGGACAGUGCUGAGAUUCAGCCUCAGAGUGCAAGCGGAGAUGCAUCUCUCAGCAUUGAGGAAACAAACAAACUCAGAGCAAAGCUCGGUCUCAAGCCCCUGGAAUUAAAUGAGAACAAGAAGGAGCUUGGAACCAAAGAGGAGCCACUAGUGGCGGAGACAAUCAAUCCUGUUCUGAUCAAGCAACAGAAAGAAAUCAAAGAAAAGCUUGCAGCCAUGAAAGAAAAACGGCUUCUCAACCAGAAACUGGGAAAGGUCAAAUCUCUGGCGGAUGAUGACUGGCUGGAUGACACAGCUGCCUGGGUUGAGAAAAACAGAAAGCUGACCAAAGAAAAAGAAUUGGCAGAGAAAAGAGCCAAGCUUCUGGAAGAGAUGGAUCAAGAAUUUGGUGUAAGCAGUCUUGUGGAGGAGGAGUUUGCUCAAAGUAAGCAGGGUGCUUACACCUCCCGUGAUCUCAAAGGGCUCAAGGUACAGCACAAGGUGGAGUCUUUUGGUGAGGGCCAGACUGUUAUCCUUACCCUACAAGACAAAGGUGUUCUUGAAGAAGAGGAGGAUGUGCUUGUUAACGUGGGAAUAGUGGACAAAGAAAAGGCAGAAAAGAAUGUGGAGUUGAAGAAGAAAAAGCCUGACUACAAGCCAUAUGAAGAAGAGGAGAGUGUGGAUGACAUGGUCACAUUUAAGACUCGCUCUGUACUGUCAAAAUAUGACGAGGAAAUUGAAGGCGAGAAGAAAAAGAGCUUCCGUUUAAGCACAGGGGGAUUUGCUGAUGGAGAGCGAGAAAGGGAGCUCCAGGCUAUGAAAGAAUCGUUGCGCAACCAGGCAGUGUCUUUGGAAAUGCCUGCUCUCAAAAUUGCCUCAGAAUACUACACACCUCAAGAAGUGGUGGGCUUUAAAAAGACCAAACGCCGUGUCAGAAAAAUCAGGAAGAAGGAGAAGCAGACUAUUGCAGAUGAUCUAUCUCUGAAUGACACACGCAGCACUGAUUUUGGCUCCAGGACACGCGGUCGAGGCCGCAAGCAACUGGAUGAACAGCAACCGGAAGUAAAGGAGGAGGAAAACAAACCGUCACUUGAAAUCCCCCUUCUGUCUGAUGAUAUUCGGAUGGCUGAAAUGGAAAUAAGUGAUGAAGAGGACUUUACACCCCCUGAGCCAGCUGUACUUGAAGAGGAUGAGGCAGAGCAGGAACUCCAGAAACAGCUGGAGAAACAGAGAAAGCUGAAACAAAAGCAGCUUCUCAAAGACUCAGGAGAGAAAGUGGCAGAACAGAUGAAAAAUGUUGUGAAGGGAGAUGAUGAAAAUGAUCCUGACAAGAAGAACAACAUUGUCUUCAAUGCAACCUCAGAGUUUUGCAGAACUCUGGGUGAUAUUCCAACUUAUGGACUGUCAGGCAACAGAGAGGACCAAGAAGAUAUUAUGGACUUUGAACAGGAGGAAGAAAAAGAUGAUGCAGGAGACGAGGACUCUGAAACUGAUGAAAAUGUUGGAUGGAGCACAGUUAACCUGGACGAGGAGCAAAAACAGUCCGACUUUGCCACAGCUUCUGCAACCAUUUUGGAUGAAGAGCCCAUUGUCAACUCUGGUCUUGCAGCAGCAUUACUGCUGUGCAAAAAUAAAGGUCUGUUGGACACUCAGAUGCAAAAGGUAGCUCGUGUCAAAGCCCCUAAGGGCACGCUGCCAAAUGACAACUACUGCAUUGAGGACAAGAUGGGCUUUGAUGACAAGUACAGUAGGCGAGAAGAAUACAGAGGCUUCACACAGGAAUUCAAGGAGAAGGAUAGCUACAAGCCUGAUGUCAAGAUUGAGUAUGUUGAUGAGUCUGGACGCAGACUUACUCCAAAAGAAGCUUUUAGGCAGCUUUCUCAUCGAUUCCAUGGGAAAGGAUCUGGAAAGAUGAAGACUGAAAGGAGGAUGAAAAAGCUGGAGGAAGAGGCACUGCUGAAGAAGAUGAGCAGCAGUGAUACUCCUCUUGGAACGGUGGCUUUGCUUCAGGAGAAACAGAAAUCUCAGAAAACGCCAUACAUUGUGCUUAGUGGGAGUGGGAAAAGUAUGAAUGCAAACAACAUAACAAAAUAA
This is a messenger RNA of Menidia menidia (Atlantic silverside), 2313 nucleotides long. NCBI's taxonomy places the organism in Eukaryota, Metazoa, Chordata, Actinopteri, Atheriniformes, Atherinopsidae. The record is from the annotation of a GenBank genome assembly.